Molecule: messenger RNA, 2956 nt
Organism: Cyclopterus lumpus (lumpfish)
Lineage: Eukaryota; Metazoa; Chordata; Actinopteri; Perciformes; Cyclopteridae
Product: Na(+)/H(+) exchange regulatory cofactor NHE-RF1-like
Exons: 6
Coding region: 505-1707 (400 amino acids)
Biological process (GO): protein localization to plasma membrane
Cellular component (GO): apical plasma membrane
Molecular function (GO): protein-membrane adaptor activity; signaling receptor binding
Source: RefSeq, a predicted model, not a curated record
GGGUUGUGUUUACUCCCAGUCCUCCCCACUUUGCAUGAGGCUGCCAGCUGGGCCGGUCCACGAACGCACCUCCCUCUUCUUGGCUUUUCUACUUUUGUCGCACACCGAGAGGGAGCCGAGAGUCUAAGCAGACCGGGUUCAGUCCUCGGGUCCUGACCUCAACUGUCUGAUAGCAGUAGUCUCAGUGAGGAUUUAUUACGAGUGUGAGGACCGACUCCGACUCUGACUCGCGAGUGGAAGUGGACUAGAGAGUGGGACAAACACCAGCACCGUUUCCCACGGACUAAUCUCCCCAAGAGGGCGGGGGUUGGGUGUUUUUACUUGAAGGGGUACCACUCAUUCUCGCACACGCACGCACGCGCACGCACACACACACACGUACACACACACACACACACACACACACACACACACACACACACACACACACACACACACACCACUCCCCAGCAGCAUACUGCACAGGUCGUGGAGUCAUUCCCACUUUAAACAAGACGUUGAGCCAUGCCGAGCAAGAGCCAGCAUCUGCGCCCGCGGCUGUGCACGCUGGAGAAGGGGGACAACGGCUACGGCUUCCACCUCCACGGGGAGAAGGGUAAGACGGGGCAGUUUAUCCGGUUGGUCGAGCCCGACAGCCCGGCUGAAACGUCCGGGCUCCACGCCGGGGACCGCCUGGUGUUUGUGAACGGGGAGGACGUGGAGAACGAGAGCCACCAGCAGGUCGUGUCCCGGAUACGAGCCACCGUGGGCCGGCUGGUGCUCGUGGUGGUGGACCCAGACACCGAGCAGCUGCUGAAGAAACACAACAUGAAGUGUCUGAAGGAGUACGUCAGCGACGGUAUCCCGUUACCUUUCGACGAGGAGGAGGAGGAGGAGGUGAUGGUGGAGGAGGUGGUGGUGGUGGAGCAGCGGGAGGUCGGGGACGCGGACGGGACGAUAAACGGGGAUGAGCGGCACGACAAAGGGGGUGAGGAGGAGGAGGAGGAGGAGGAGGAGGAGGAGGGGACACCCAGAGAGUCCACACCGGUCCCGGAGAGGAACGGCGGGGAAAUCCACGUGCACGUCGAGAAAAAGCUGAGCAUCAACUCUGAGAAGGAGGUGUUGUGCACUGAGCUGCGGCCACGUCUCUGUGUGAUCCAGCGAGGGCCGAGCGGAUAUGGCUUCAACCUGCACAGCGAGCGGGCGCGGCCGGGCCAGUACAUCAGAGCGGUGGAUGAAGACUCUCCAGCAGAGAGGGCGGGCCUGCUGUCCAAGGACAGGAUAGUACAGGUGAACAGUCUGUCGGUAGAAGGGAAGACACAUUCAGAAGUCGUGGCCGCCAUUAAAGCCGGCGGGAGAGAGGCCCGUCUGCUGGUGGUGGACCCCGACUCAGACGCCUUCUUCAAGAGGUGCCGAGUGGCCCCCGCCUUGGACCACCUGUCUGGUCCGCUGCCUGAGCCGGUCAUUAAUGGAGGAAUGGAUGAGAAGGUGAAUGGCCGAGGGGCCAAAGAGAGGGACUCAACGCUGUCAGUCAGUCCUUCUCCUUCCAACGCCUCCUCCAACACCUCGCUCACAACUCUGCCCACGAACACCCCACCUGAGAACACCAUCCCAGCUCUCAACAUGUCCCUGCAGCAGGUCAAAGAGCUCGCCCACCAGAAACGCUCCAACAAGAGAGCCCCGCCCAUGGACUGGACCAAGAAGAAUGAACUCUUCAGUAACCUAUAGGGCAUCUCCGCCCAACUCACACAGAUUUUAUAGUGACAAAGAGACAUCAGAAAGACAUUUGUUUUGUAUCAUCAUGACAUUAAAAGAGCAAAUUAACUAUUGGCAUCAGACAAAUCCAGGCGUUCUGUAAAAUAUAAUAUUAUUCUUAUUAUUACUCUUCAUGCUAUUAUAUAAUCCAGAUAUUCAAUAUAUAUAAUAUGUUUAAUGUGAUACUAACAAUGAGAGAUGCAAAUGCCGAUGAAAGAUAACUGGACCAUGGUGUGUGUGUGUGUGCGUGCGUGCGUGCGUGCGUGCGUGCGUGCGUGCGUGCGUGCGUGCGUGCGUGCGUGUGUGCAGAUGCAUGUGUGUGGACCCUGACAGUCCCUGCUGGCCAGAGUCUGGUGCCUGUGGAAAACGAUGAGGAGUUGAUUGUCAUGUUUCGUGUCAUGACCCUCCUCCUCAUCGUCGUCGUCCUCCUCCUCCUCGUCCCCCUCCUCCUCCUCCUCCUCCUCCUCCUCAUCGUCGUCCUCCUCCUCCGCCUCCAUCUGCUUAUUCAUCUUUUAAAAGUUUCUACUAACUUUUCAAAUAUCAUCUUGUCUUCAACAGCAGGGGUGAACCCAGAUAGUUUACCUCCUCGUUAGUUUGUAGGGUUCAAACAUCUGACUUAACAGUAAUGGUGUUAUUUCAGUUUACAUGUCAAAGCUCUUUUUUUGUGAUAUAAAAAAAAAACAAGGUAAACAAAUUUUCUUCCCUCAUAGAACAUGAACGGGCUUUAAACUGGAAAUAACUAUUUUGAAGAGGAUUCUCUUAUAUUGUAUAUACAGUAUACAGUAUAUAUCAUGUGUAUUGCAUAUUUUUUACAUGAAUUCCACUCUGAAAUGAAAUAUCCACCUUGUAUCUCCUCUUUGUCUGAAUACGUGAUAUCCUCUUUCACGAAAUGUGAACUGCCGUUUAUUAUGAGUAACUUAUACCGUCCUCUCUUUGACUUCAUGUCUGCUGUUCACAUUCUGAGUGUCUGGAAUAUUUGUAUUGCUCUCGUGAGAAAUUAGAUUUUUACACAUUUCUAUCAAUGUCUUAAAAACCAUAAUUAUGUAACUUUGAGAUGAUGUAUUUCUAGAAGAACGUCCGUGCUUCACUAGAUUUUAUGCUUUUGUUCAUGUCGUUGGCGAUGAUUUUUCAAAAUGAAGGAUUUAAUUAUACAAAGAGGUGUUUUUUGUAGCUUGUGUAAGAAGUAAGUGAUUUCUAUACUGAAAUAAAUCCGUCAUCACAA